Molecule: messenger RNA, 396 nt
Organism: Talaromyces stipitatus ATCC 10500
Lineage: Eukaryota; Fungi; Ascomycota; Eurotiomycetes; Eurotiales; Trichocomaceae
Exons: 2
Coding region: 1-396 (131 amino acids)
Source: RefSeq, a predicted model, not a curated record
AUGGCGAUUACACGUCAGCAAGAGCUCCGCAAAGGGAUGAAGCCGCACAGAGUAUCCAAAAGGACCAUUGCUACGAAAAAAUCUCCCAACAUCUCGAACAAGUACAAGCUCUCUUCACGGAUUAUCGAUCUCAUCAAGCAAAAUGCCACGGAUGAAGAUAUCAAAAGCCAUAUUGCAAUUGAAGAAAUAGCGCGGGAUUGCAAUUACAAAACUGUAUGGGAUUGGGCUGAAUUCUUGUUGUGGCUUUACAAAAAUGGAGGAAUGUCUCUGGACACAAAGACCUCAAAGAGCCAUCAAACUGUUGAGGACCUUAUGAGGAAAUGGGAGAUUCCUACGCCAAUCAAGACCGUCAUGAGGGAUAUCAAAUUUGGCAAAAACCUCGGAGGUCUGCCCUAG